UCCUUUUCUCUGAAUCCUUUGCUCCUUUCCUUGGAUUCACUGAUAUUUUUGCCCCGAUUGAAAGCAGCAUUCUGGUCAAAACCUUAGCAGAUAAUUCAGAUUGCUGCCAAACUCCUUUAGAUAGGUGUUCAAAGUCAGCUUUGUUCCAUUUAAUUAACAAGUGAGGAGUACCAGACCAGCUCAUUCAGUAUUAGGCAGCACUUCCCUCAUCCAAAAAGUAGGGAACCUGUCUGGAUUACAAGUGCUGAGGAGGACUACUGACAGAUGAAUAUACUGUUUUAUCCAGAAAGAAGAUAUGGCUCUUUGUUGCUGUGAUGUGUUUGUUGCAGGGAAUUACUUAUUCAGAAGAACUCAGAAGAACUCAGAGAGCUGUGGAUCCUGAAGCAUUUAUGAAUAUUAAUGAGCUCAUUACUUACAAGGGGUACCCCAGUGAGGAGUAUGAAGUGACAACAGAAGAUGGUUAUACUAUUACCCUUAACCGGAUCCCUUAUGGUACACAGAAUCAGGGAAACCCAGCUUUAAAACCUGCUGUGUUUCUCCAACACGGAUUACUGGGAGACGCUAGUAACUGGGUCACAAACCUGCCCAACAACAGCUUGGGCUUCUUACUAGCUGAUGCUGGUUUUGAUGUUUGGAUGGGAAAUAGCAGAGGGAAUCGCUGGUCCAGGAAACAUCAAAAUUAUUCCAUUGAUCAAGACGAAUUCUGGGCUUUCAGUUUUGAUGAGAUGGCAAAGUUUGAUCUUCCAGCAGCAAUAAAUUUCAUUGUGGAGAAAACAGGACAGGAAAAGUUGUACUAUAUUGGCUAUUCACAAGGUACUACCAUCGCUUUCAUUGCCUUUUCAACAAUGCCAGAGCUGGCUCAAAAAAUCAAACUUUAUUUGGCGUUGGCACCUGUCACUACUAUUAAGUACGCUAGAAGCCCAGUGACAAAACUUCUCUACCUUCCAGAAACAUUGCUCAGGGGUUUGCUUGGCAAACGAGAAUUCCUUCCUCAGACUGAGUGUCUGAGAAGGCUAAUAGUUCCUGUCUGCAGCAACCCUGCUUUUGCCAGACUUUGUAGAAGUGUCUUUUUCAGUCUGGGUGGCUGUAACCUGAGAAACAUUGACGUGAAUCGAAUCAAUGUGUAUAUUGCACAAACCACUGCUGGAACUUCUGUGCAGAACAUAGUCCACUGGAGUCAGGAAGCCCAUUCAGGGAAGUUCCAAGCUUAUGACUGGGGCAGUUCAAAGAAGAACAUGGAAAGAUAUCAACAGGCUACUCCUCCUCUCUACAAUGUAGAAGAGAUGACUGUACCAACAGCAGUAUGGACUGGGGGACAAGACUUGCUUGCAGAUCCCAAGGAUGCAUCCAUUUUACUGUCUCAAAUUAAAAGGCUCAUCUAUCAUAAAAGGAUUCCUGGAUGGGCACACCUGGAUUUCAUCUGGGGAUUGGAUGCACCUUUGCAUGUGUACAAUGAAGUUAUUGAUUUGAUGCAGAAGAAUCCUUAACCCACAACCAGUAGCCAUACCUGAUUCAUGCAAAGACACUUACGUUCACUGGGUGUACACGAAACUUUGCAUCUGAUGGUUUCUGUUGGAGUCAGAGAAAGGAUUCCUCCUGAUGCUAAUUUCCCACUACAUGUCAGUGCAAUGCCUUUUGCAUCCUGAUGAUACACUUCAUAUAUUCUGGCAACCUUGUGGAUCAGUAAUCACUUUUUAAUUGAUACAUCCUUGUUCUGCAAUAACUGUACUUUGCUAACAGAAGAAAGGUUUUUUUUGCAGCCUGCUUUCUUCUUUAAACCAUAACAGUAGUGAAUGCACUAACUUUCUCUGGAUAUGUGAACACCAGAGAGUUCAAGGCUUUUUCCACUUUGUGUAUUAUUUCUCAGUUUAUGGGGUUUGCAGUUAUUACAAAGUAAGCCAAGACUAAUUCUAGCAGUUACGGUAUCGAUUAAUUUUAUUAUUAGAUGAGACAAUGAACAGAAAGUAAAAACUGAGUUCACACAAAAAACUCACUCCUGACAAGAUGAUGGUUUGUAUUCAUUUGAAACAGGGCUGCUCUCUUUUUUCAUGAGAA
Messenger RNA from Melopsittacus undulatus (budgerigar), 2055 nucleotides. RefSeq names its product lipase member M-like. NCBI's taxonomy places the organism in Eukaryota, Metazoa, Chordata, Aves, Psittaciformes, Psittaculidae. The transcript is spliced from 9 exons. Gene Ontology annotation, molecular function: hydrolase activity, acting on ester bonds. Bases 315 to 1487 code for a protein of 390 amino acids. The record is from RefSeq and is a predicted model, not a curated record.